UAUUCAUGGACUCUAACAUGGUCAUGCUGCUUUUUAAAACAUGCUGCAUUUAAAACAGAAAUGUGGAGAAUGUAUUUGUAGAAGGUAGGGACGAAUUUAGAGAUAAAAGGCUGUCUGCUAGUCUGUGUGAGACACGGUGAAGCUCCAGCUUUGGGAUGGAGUAGAGAGGAGAGGAUCGAAUCCAGAGGUGUUUUGGAACUAGAAGUGAGCAGAACAUAGUAAACCAGUGAAUGCUGUGAGUUACUGGAGGUGAACUGUUUGAAGACAUAGUGGCAAGAGAAUAUUACAGUGAAGCUGAUGCCAGUCAUUGCAUUCAGCAGAUCCUGGAGGCUGUGCUACACUGCCAUCAGAUGGGCGUAGUCCAUCGGGACCUGAAGCCUGAGAAUUUGCUUUUAGCUAGCAAAUCCAAGGGAGCCGCUGUGAAGCUCGCCGACUUUGGCCUAGCCAUAGAGGUCCAAGGAGAUCAGCAGGCGUGGUUCGGUUUUGCUGGUACACCUGGAUAUCUUUCUCCAGAAGUUUUACGUAAAGAUCCUUAUGGAAAGCCAGUGGAUAUGUGGGCAUGCGGAGUCAUCCUCUACAUUCUACUGGUUGGAUAUCCACCCUUCUGGGAUGAAGACCAACACAGACUCUAUCAGCAGAUCAAGGCUGGUGCUUAUGAUUUUCCAUCACCAGAGUGGGACACCGUGACUCCUGAAGCCAAAGACCUCAUCAAUAAAAUGCUUACUAUCAACCCUGCCAAGCGUAUCACAGCCUCAGAGGCACUGAAACAUCCAUGGAUCUGUCAACGUUCUACUGUUGCUUCCAUGAUGCACAGACAGGAGACUGUAGACUGCUUGAAGAAAUUCAAUGCGAGAAGAAAACUAAAGGGUGCCAUCUUGACCACUAUGCUGGCUACGAGGAAUUUUUCAGCAGCCAAGAGUUUGUUGAAGAAACCAGAUGGAGUAAAGAAAAGGAAGUCCAGUUCGAGUGUUCAGAUGAUGAUAAACAACAAAGCCAACGUGGUAACCAGCCCCAAAGAAAAUAUUCCUACCCCGGCGCUGGAGCCCCAAACUACUGUAAUCCACAACCCUGAUGGAAACAAGGAAUCAACUGAGAGUUCAAAUACAACAAUUGAGGAUGAAGACGUGAAAGCACGAAAGCAAGAGAUUAUCAAAGUCACUGAACAACUGAUCGAAGCUAUCAACAAUGGGGACUUUGAAGCUUACACAAAAAUCUGUGACCCAGGCCUUACUGCUUUUGAACCCGAAGCUUUGGGUAAUUUAGUGGAAGGGAUGGACUUUCAUCGAUUCUACUUUGAAAAUGCUUUGUCCAAAAGCAAUAAACCCAUCCACACCAUCAUCCUGAACCCUCAUGUACACCUGGUGGGCGAUGACGCUGCCUGCAUCGCAUACAUUAGGCUCACCCAGUACAUGGAUGGCAGUGGGAUGCCGAAAACGAUGCAGUCGGAAGAGACACGCGUGUGGCACCGCCGGGACGGGAAGUGGCAGAACGUUCAUUUUCAUCGCUCGGGGUCACCAACAGUGCCCAUCAACUAAACAUCAACAGUGCCACUUCUGCAGUUCUCUGUUCUCAAGGCACCUGGAUGGUAACACUGAGCCGUCCUCUCCUCCUCUUCAUGCAUGUUUCCGAGUGCAUGAAGUUGCGAAGGUCCUCUGUGUAAUGCCUGUGUGAUGCAUCAUCUUGUCAUAGAUUCCUUCUAUACAUUGUUUACACUUCAGCUAUGGGGAUGUUCCGUGCAAACUUCAGUCAUUGUUGGCAAACAAUAGGGGGAGGUCAGCAAAAAAAAAAAUUCCACAAUAUUCCCGAGUACAAUCUAGUCAUCCGAUUUCUCUAUUUAUGCCAAGACUAAACAGACUUCAGAAUUACCAUUCUCUGAAUGACAGUUUGUAAGAGAAAAGUAAAUUUUUGAAAACUCUUUGCUGUUCAUCUGUUUUAGCUUGUUUAACAAAAAAAGGCAAAAAACAAAAAAUUACCUUCAGUUUCCUAGUGUGAUCCUGACUGCAAUGGAUGAUUUUUCACUGAAAGCUGUGUUGCUGUUAGACAAAGUGGGUUGGAUCAUUCAUGAAUGCGGAAGUGAGAAUUAGUGGGUUUGCUACUAUCUGAAGUCCUGUCUUUUUUGGUCAAACUACAUAAACUGGAAAAACUCACAUCACUGACAAGUUUGAUCAACUUUAGGGUAUACGCGCACUGUUCUGGUGAAAUUUGCCGAAUUGAAUUUUUUUGUUCCUUUCUCAAACCUGUGCUUUUUAAAUUUUUUCUUCAUUUUAUCCUAUUUCUUUAUCACUUUGUUUGCUUCCUUUUGUAUCUUUUUUUUCAUGCUUUACUUUCUUCCCCCCCUGUUUAGUAGUGUGAGAAAAGUGAAAAAUGCAUAAUGAAGGUAAAAUAAAAACUGAGGCCUCUUGGAGGUGGCUGGACUCACACUUUGAGCAUCUUCAGGGCCCACAGAGAUGAAGUCAAGAAGAGCUCAAAGGUUUGUAAUUCUGCUCUAAUUUGGACACAGGGAUCCUAACUAAGCUGGAGGUAUUAGAACCGUUUAAACUUAUAGGAAAGCAAGUAGGUUCCUCAUGUACCUGCAGCGUGUCCUACUGAGUGGAGCGGUUGCCAGGCAGCACCCAGCUGGUCGUGGAUCUGGAUUUUGUGCAGAGGCACAUUCUUCUGCCUCGCCCCUCCUGCGUGAUCACUGGCUAGGCUUCGGAAGUUCAGAGGAUGGAGAACACUGCAGGCCUGUCUGAGUGUUUUGAACUCUAUCUCUAUGACUCAUGGUUUUGUAGCUACUCUCAAGUUGGAGUAAAAUUACUUCCCUUCUAGGAGUUAGGAUUUUCCUGCUUAAAACAAAGAAAAGGGAAACGUCCCUGUUUUCUUUGUGCUUCUCAUUUUCCCUUGUUUAUUCAAUUCCUGUGGGGCUUUUUCUCCUCCCAAAAUGCUUUAUAGUGCACGGUCUCUUCACCAACCUUAUUUUAACAGCAGUAAUUCACAAUCCUCAGAAGCCUAUUUUUAAAGCAGAGCAAAAAAAAAAAAAAUCAACGCUCCUUCUUUUCUCUCAUUUCACAUUUCUGUGUUGAUUACUAAUCACCUUAGAUAUUGUUACUAGUGGACGUAUGGUAGAUGGAUUGAAGCUUUUCUGAUAAUUAUUACACGAUUUAAAACAAUAUAUAUUUAAAUAUAUACAGUAAAUGUAUUGAGCCAUGUUAACCUGCCAAUGAGAUCUGUGAAAAAGUAAUGGCCUCAUUUUUCCCUUUUUAAUUUCUUUUACCUUUUUGUGAAAUGGCUAUACGUGGCAUACAUGUAUUUUAGAAAAAUAUUAGGUAUAGAGGUUUUUCUUUUUUUUUUACACUUUUAGCAUGUGGUGUUGAAGUAUUACUGUAGAUCAAUUUUGUCUUCCACACUAUGAUGUGAGGAAAUUGUGAUUUGUUCUCUCCACCACAAUGGAAUUACACAUUUAUUAUCUUCUCUCAUUUUGAAACACUGCAGUUUACCAUGGGACACUGUAUAUAUUUCUUGCCAUAAUGGUAAAUGACUGAUUGAUAUAUUUAAGAGUUAAUAAAUUUGUGAUUUCUGCUGA
This is a messenger RNA of Odocoileus virginianus texanus, 3562 nucleotides long. NCBI's taxonomy places the organism in Eukaryota, Metazoa, Chordata, Mammalia, Artiodactyla, Cervidae. The record is from RefSeq and is a predicted model, not a curated record.